AUGAGACACAACCCGCUGCCGAUAACGUUGGUCCUCGUGUUCGCGGUAACGUGGCUCUGCGUUACCGGUGACAAGGUUACCUUCCAGGAUGAUGUCGGCGAGCGAGCGCCAAGAAUCGUUCCAGGCAUCCAACUGUCGAUCGACGAAGCGCCACCGGGUUCAGAGGCCAGGCAGAGGUCGAACCAAAGUCGUCAGGGCAAGGACCUGCUGGACUGGAUCGGACUGGGCACCGGCCAACACGUGGACCCCUACUUGGCCAGAACAAACGAAGCCUGCCUGAACGGCGACUUUGCCGAGUGCUUCAAGUCCCGAGCUUUGGGCACAUUUGCCGAUUUCUUCGAUCGGCAAAAAUACGACUUGAACGAUAACGUGAAGAUCGUGAGGAUGCCCAGUGAGGUCGUCGAGGCUGUGAGCAGACAGUCUUACGAGUUUACGACUUCGGCGAGAUCCGAUGAAUCGGAAUGGGAUCAGUUGGUGAAGUUCGUCAUGAGAAAAACGGAGAAAUUCAUCAAAACUACAGCCAUUGAAGUUGACGUACCUGCCUGGUUGACAGGCGAAAACGAAGUAUACGCACCUAGAUUCAUAGAUGAAAUUGCCGACGAAAUCGAUACACUGGAGAACAAAAAAGACACGUUAUUUUCGAGAAAUCGGUUGAAGAGGAUAUUCAUCCCCAUGCUGAUAAUACUCAAGCUGUUUAAGCUCAAGCUCCUAUUGUUCCUACCGCUCAUCCUGGGCCUGGCGUCCUUCAAAAAGUUCCUGGGCUUCAUAGCUAUAGUGAUCCCGGGACUGAUCGGUUUUUUCAAGCUCUGCAAGCCGCUGACCCAAUCCUACACGCCACCUGUUUAUUCACCAAGUGGAAUCGGCUUUCCACCCGGUCAUUUCAAGGAAAAUCACGGAUACAACGAUCACGACUCGUAUCAUCCGGCAGGAUACUCGAGUUAUCAGGACUCGAAUUACCAGGGUAGCGAUAACGUCAAUUAUGCCCACGAUUUGGCGUACCAGGGCUAUCGAGAUUACCAAAAGUAACGUAGAGUCUAAGAAUAAACCAGAUAAAUCCAAAAUUGUGACUAGAUUUUGAAAAUUGAACUUAUACUGGAUAUCAGCAUAAAA
Messenger RNA from Copidosoma floridanum, 1110 nucleotides. It is a transcript of the gene Osi2, whose product is annotated as DUF1676 domain-containing protein Osi2. The record is from RefSeq and is a predicted model, not a curated record. NCBI's taxonomy places the organism in Eukaryota, Metazoa, Arthropoda, Insecta, Hymenoptera, Encyrtidae. Gene Ontology annotation, cellular component: membrane.